AUGGCAACAGCCCGGCUAUCUCCCACAGCAAACCUGCUGCGGAAGUCUCGUCUGUUCGCGCUCCCGCAAGCAUUAAAACCACCUCAGGAUCCGCCAACCUCAAAGGUCGUCUUCGAGUCCGACACCGCAACCCUUCCUCAUCCUACCCGAGCGUCCAUUGUUACCCCGGCAUCAUCGCUAGCAAGAGGAGAUUGGGGUCUCAAGAGAUCGUUGCCUGCAAAAUCUACGUCUGCUAAAUCAUCCAGGCCUGUUGUGAGAGUGAAUGCUCUCGACACGUUUGAACAUGUUACCGACUUCGAGUCUGCGGCCGACCAUACGGUGACCCUUGAGAAAUUCCAGGAACUCCAUAUGCCUCUCUCUUUACCUUCGAAAGUCAAUUACGCAACUAGUAUUGUUCCUAGGCACCAGAGCCCCUUCGAGUCGUAUGUGGACAACACAGAUACUAGCAAAGGCCUUGAAGAGACCGGCGCCAAGCAAUUUAGGCACUCCGGGCCCUGGCUGGCUGGACAGACGGAGGCCGAAUUCAGUGCCUACCUGAAGAAAGUGCGGAGCAAUAAGCCAGCGCUUUUGCAAAAACUCCGCCAGCUCUUCUCUGAAAAGCGAACUGCUGAGCGGAGAAAGCAAGCUCAAGAUAACGGAGAGGAUCUGCAGGCGCUUGAGCCGGUAAAGGUUACGGAGGAGGAGUUCCAGACCUACCUCAAGUCAUUACGUACAGAUCCUUUCUCCCUUGGCCCCGUGGUCUUUGAGUUAUUGGACCUGCCCUCGCCCCCGGCCGUACCGAGCGACCGAAUUGGUCACAAAUACUACCAAUCACCUGGAACCAAGCUGUCUUCGGCAGAAUACGCUGUAUCCGGUCCUCCCAAGACUCACCCUUCUGCCGGACUGUCAUACACACGGUCGCAUGCUUUAAUCUACAAUCACCCCAAGUUUGGUCCUCAGGCAUAUCAGCGUCCAGUGGAGGCCCGUAUCUUGCGACCAAAGGGUAGGUUCAAGGGCAGAACCUCCAAGGCUAUUGCGGGUGUUGGUGGUAUCGCUGUGGAGGACUUGAAUGCUAUGACUUUCGUGGAACAGGGCUCUCCUCCGGGCCUAGCCUACUUUGACGUAUCUAUCCCCGGUGGUGCCAAGUACUGGGUCACUCCUAUCCGGGCUUCGGUUGAUUCGGAGGGUAGAAUUGGCUUAGCAUCCUACAGAGCUAGUGCCACUGCGAAAGCUCCCUACAACAUUGAGGAUUACAAGAAACCCUCCCUGACAACCAUAUCCGAUGUUGCUCGUGGUGAUCAGCGUGUCGCCCCGAGACUGGACAAGCAAAAGCCACGUUUUAGGCCUUCGAGAGAACCGCAGCAUACCACCGAGGAUAUCGCCAAAAACCUGAUGAAGACUCUUAGCUCCUCAUAA
Molecule: messenger RNA, 1395 nt
Organism: Aspergillus nomiae NRRL 13137
Lineage: Eukaryota; Fungi; Ascomycota; Eurotiomycetes; Eurotiales; Aspergillaceae
Product: mitochondrial 37S ribosomal protein bS1m
Exons: 1
Coding region: 1-1395 (464 amino acids)
Biological process (GO): mitochondrial translational initiation
Cellular component (GO): mitochondrial small ribosomal subunit
Molecular function (GO): structural constituent of ribosome
Source: RefSeq, a predicted model, not a curated record